Molecule: messenger RNA, 2421 nt
Organism: Triticum aestivum (bread wheat)
Lineage: Eukaryota; Viridiplantae; Streptophyta; Magnoliopsida; Poales; Poaceae
Product: glucan endo-1,3-beta-glucosidase 4
Exons: 4
Coding region: 493-1860 (455 amino acids)
Biological process (GO): carbohydrate metabolic process
Molecular function (GO): hydrolase activity, hydrolyzing O-glycosyl compounds
Source: RefSeq, a predicted model, not a curated record
GCCAGUGCACACACUAGUGUAAACACGGCGGUAAUAAGUCGGCCUGGUCUCUUGCUCUGCGGCGAGGACGAGCUGCAUAUAUGGUGCGACGGAUGGGCAUGAUGGGCUGGGAGUAAUGAAUUGCAGAGCUUCUACCCGGAGAACAAGUGUCACGCGGGGGCGGAAAAUGGCAGGGUGGUAGAGCGAGCGAGAUUGUUACCGGGGGGCUCGACGGCGCGACGCCUCCCGAUCUCCUCCGUCGCCUAGCGACCGACAGCGGCGCCUCCGCCUCCCUCCGGUGAAGCUCCCCCGAGCGCUACGCCUCCAAGUCCCUCUGCCCUCCGGCGACGGCCGACGGCCCGGCGGCCGCCCCCCUUGCCCCGAGCUCCACCCCGCCUGAAGCUCGCGCCCCCUCCGGCGACGGCGACGCGACGGCCCGGCGGUCGUCUUCCACCUCCGUCGACCAGGUUUGAUCAGGAGUUUGUAAGAAGCUCCUGGAUUAUAACUGAUCAGAUGCUUGGGCGCAACAAUAUGUCGCCCGACAGACUAGAGGCCGUGCUGAUGCUGUUGAUGCUCAUGGUUUACAAUGCUUCAGGAGCAUUUGUUGGUAUCAACAUUGGCACUAACGUGUCAGACCUGCCAUCAGCAUCAGACAUAGUCUCCAUCCUUAAAGCCAAGAAGAUUCAACAUGUUCGCUUGGUUGAUUCAGACCAUGAGAUGCUAGUCGCCCUUGCGAAUACUGGAAUUGAAGUGAUGGUUGGUGUGCCAAAUAAUCAGCUGCUCCGCAUGGGGCAAUCUCGUCCGACAGCUGCUGAUUGGAUUAACAAGAAUGUUGCUGCCUACAUUCCAGCAACAAACAUCACGUAUAUUGCCGUGGGUGAUGAGAUUCUUACUACUGUCCCAAAUGCAGCUCUUGUUCUAGUACCUGCAUUGCAAUUCCUCCAAUCCGCACUGUUGGCUGCGAACCUCAAUACCCAGGUGAAACUAUCAAGUCCUCAUUCAAUGGAUAUGAUCUCUAAGGCAUUUCCUCCUUCUACUGCCACUUUCAACUCGACAUGGAGCUCAGUAAUGUUACAGUAUCUUGGAUUUCUGAAGAAGACAGGAUCUUCCUUCAUGCUUAAUGCUCAACCAUACUAUGGCUAUGUGAAAGGGCAAGGUGUAUUCCCUUUAGAGUAUGCCCUGUUUCGAUCACUCAAUCCCAACAGUCAGAUUGCAGAUCCGAACACCAAUUUGUUCUAUACCAAUAUGUUUGACGCUAUGGUUGAUGCCACAUACAACUCAAUAAAAGCAAUGAAUUUCACCGAUAUUCCUGUUAUGGUCACAGCUUCUGGUUGGCCAUGGCAUAGUGCACGCAAAGAACCGGCUGCGGAUGUUGAUAAUGCUCUGGCCUACAAUACAAAUCUCAUACGCCAUGUACUAAAUAACUCUGGUACCCCUAGCCAGCCAAAUAAUCAAGUAAGCACAUACCUGUUUGAGUUGUUCAGUGAGGAUCUUCGGUCAGGAUCUGUUUCGGGGGAAAGUUGGGGGAUUAUGUUUAGCAAUGCUAGUGCAGUGUACUCCCUGACAUUUGAAGAUGUGGCUACAGCUAGUACUGAUUCACCGGCUUUGCACGGGAUGUUUUGUGUGGCAAAUUCAAGUGCACCCCAUAGUGCAUUGAAGCAAAGUUUGGAUUGGGCAUGUGGCCCUGGUUCCGCAAACUGCAGCGCAAUUCAACCUGGGCAGCCGUGCUACAAACCAGAUGACAUUGUAGCUGUUGCUUCGUAUGCUUUCAAUGAUUAUUAUCAUAGAACACAAGCAAGUGGAGGAACAUGCAACUUUAAUAGCACAGCAACGAUAUCAUCUACGGAUCCAAUCACCAGGAAUGGUCAGACGUGUCAGUAAGAAGUGGCAAACUUUACCUGCCCUCUCACAUGUUAGAAUCGACAUGGUUUUUACAUGCCUUCUUGGCAUACGGCAUAUAUUCACAGAAGGUUGCUUUGGUCCAAACAGAACUGGAAGUAGCUCAAUUGUGGAAGUAUUGGUUUGACCAAUCCUGAUGACUUGGCUUGUUUAUUCUCCAUACGGCUUAGACACUAUUGGAAACCAACCAGCAAGAUUCAGACGCUAUUGUUUAUUCACCACGCGGCUCAGACACUAUUGGAAACCAAUACAAGGAAAACAGAUCUAUGGUUGUAGUACUGAAUGUACAUGUUUGUUUCCAUGUAUAUCGAAUGAGGCAUUAUAAACAUGGGUAGGAGUCCGAAGCCAAUCAUCUGAUCUGGUCAUGCUAAUAUAUAGAAACCAUAUACCAUUAGUUGGUUAGAAAAUCGUGACAGUCAUCUUGUAGUUACUCACAUUCUAAUAUAAGGUUCUGUCUUGUUAUUCAAGUGUUUGCUGUUACAAUAUUGCAAUUACCGCUUUGGUUUGUGACAUGAGCUUAAACAAAGUUUCCCCUGAAUUUAA